CGGGUUCUGCUCUCAGCUCCCCUGGGGUCAAUCCGGAGUCACUCCUGACAGCAACCGGGGCUUCCCCCUCCCCAAGACCGACGUGAGGUGGAUGGAGCGAGGGGAAGAGCCGUGGGGCCCUGAUCUCCCCUCCCCCGAGGCUGGGGGGACCCCCGGUGAAACCCACACAGCAGCUGCCGGGGCAGCCGCACCCCCGACCCACCACCGCAAGCCGGCCGGCCGCUCCUACCAGUGCCCGGAGUGCGGGAAAUCCUUCCGGCAGAGCUCGCACCUCCUCCAGCACCAGACCACACACACGGGCGAGCGGCCCUACCGCUGCCCCGACUGCGGCCGGUUCCCCCAAAGCCCGGGCCCCCCUGGGACAGUUCAGAGCCUGGCUCUCGCCAAGGCCAGCACCUCGCUGCAAGGCUCUGGGGGACUUUUCUUCGUGAGGAGACGGCGGAGUGGGGAGCUCGGUGUGGGUCGCGCCCGGGCUCUGGGCAGGAGGCCAAUAAAUACAGGAUGA
This is a messenger RNA of Terrapene triunguis (Three-toed box turtle), 505 nucleotides long. Its product is annotated as zinc finger protein 48-like. The transcript is spliced from 4 exons. Bases 92 to 505 code for a protein of 137 amino acids. The record is from RefSeq and is a predicted model, not a curated record. Gene Ontology annotation, biological process: regulation of transcription by RNA polymerase II. Lineage: Eukaryota; Metazoa; Chordata; Testudines; Emydidae. Gene Ontology annotation, molecular function: RNA polymerase II cis-regulatory region sequence-specific DNA binding; DNA-binding transcription factor activity, RNA polymerase II-specific.